UCGGAGUCGUAUAUCGGAAAGCAGCCGAUGACCCAAUGACAGAAUUAAUUUUUCGAAAAAGAAUUCUAUUCAUUAGACUAUCAGCUGCGAUCCAACAUCUGAUUCCUACAUACGACGUAUUGUAGAGCAGGUCUAAAUAUUGAUAUUCAUUUCGUUUACACAGUUGGUGUUAUUGGAAGUUACACGUUACGAAUGGCUAUUCGUUCAUCGUGCGUGUCUAAAUUUCGUAUAUGACACACGUCGGUUACGAGAACGGAGUAUGAGCAGUAGACGCGUUACACGUGUCGGAUGCUGCGGUUGUGAUAGAUUGUAGAUGUGAUAAGUUAUAGAUAUUGUUCUACAAAAAUAUAUUUUAAAUUACGUUUGAUAAACGCACGAGAUGAAAGUCUUCCUACUUGUUACUUUAUUUUUUAUUCAAGAUUUUGUGGAAUCCACUGAAAUUGAUUUAAAGCAUUUAAAAUGUUUAGUUUGCAGAGCAACUAUGAACGAAGUGGAGGCUAAAGUGUCUAAAAUAAAUCCAAAAAUAUUAGUUGAAGUGGGUAAUUACAAAAUGGAUGCUCAGGGAAAUCAAAUAUACAAAAAGAUUCCACUAAUUAAAUCAGAAGUACAUAUUUCGGAUAUGUUGGAUGAUAUCUGCCAGAAGAUGAAUGACUAUGUAAGAGCAACUAAAAAGUACAACAAAAAAUUAACAAUCUUCAAUCUCAUGACACCGGAAGGCACUAUGAAUCCUCAAAUGUCUAAAGUAGACAUAAUUCACGAUGGUGAUUUAAACAAGUCUCUUGAGUAUAAUUGUAAUACGAUAAUAGAAGAAUUUGAAGAUGAUAUAAUAAAAUUAUAUGUGAAUGAUUUAGAAAAUAGGAAAGAGAAGCUUUGUACAGAGAUUUCAAAUAUUUGCGAGAAUUAUCCCGAAGAUGACGACAAUGAUGAUGAUAAUAAUAUUGACAGUUUAUUUAAAAAUAAAAGUGAACUGUAAUAUCAUUCAAGAGAAUUCUUAAAUACAUGGAUGGAUGUUAUUCAUUUUCACUGAUAAGCUGAAAACAGAAAGUUUCAAACAUGUUAAUUAUUGUACUAUGUAAUUUUUGUUAGAGUAAAAAUAUAUAUAUAUGAUCUAUUUGA
Molecule: messenger RNA, 1116 nt
Organism: Dinoponera quadriceps
Lineage: Eukaryota; Metazoa; Arthropoda; Insecta; Hymenoptera; Formicidae
Gene: sel
Product: protein canopy homolog 1
Exons: 5
Coding region: 380-973 (197 amino acids)
Cellular component (GO): endoplasmic reticulum
Source: RefSeq, a predicted model, not a curated record